Molecule: messenger RNA, 255 nt
Organism: Linnemannia hyalina
Lineage: Eukaryota; Fungi; Mortierellomycota; Mortierellomycetes; Mortierellales; Mortierellaceae
Source: the annotation of a GenBank genome assembly
AUGACUCUCGCCGUCGACAUCCUGAACCCCUCCCCCCUCAAGGAAUCCCAGACCCACAAGCUCAAGCGCAUCAUCCAGAGCCCAAACUCCUUCUACAUGGACGUCAAAUGCAACUCCUGCCAGACCAUCACCUCGAUCUUCUCCCACGCCGACACCGUCGUCGCCUGCAAGAAAUGUAGCACUGUCCUCUCACAGCCCACCGGUGGUCUUGCCCGUCUCUCCGAGGGUGUCUCCUUCCGCAAGAAGCCCCAGUAA